Pseudo-nitzschia multistriata is the source of this 699-nucleotide messenger RNA. The record is from the annotation of a GenBank genome assembly. Lineage: Eukaryota; Bacillariophyta; Bacillariophyceae; Bacillariales; Bacillariaceae.
CGCGAAAACAAGAAUUGAAACAAYGAUGAACUCUAGAAUCUUCCUCUCGACUUCCAAGGCUUCGUUCUUUUUGAUAAUUUUACUAAUUACAAGUGCAUACACGUCUACCGUGGCAUCAUCAUCAGUUUCAAAGCUUUCUUCCCUUCGUGGAAGUGCCAAUUCCAUCUCCAUUUCGAGCGGCACUACCAACAGAGAGGGUGAGUUUAUCAGCAGUCAGUUUGCACUCAAUCUCUACUCGUCCGCAAUGGAAACCGCUCGCAACCUUUUAUCGGCCUGCGGUUCGGACAACAACGUUUUCGAUAAGGAGGGCGAAAAGAAGGAGUUUCCAUUUUCACCAAAAUGCGAAGAGUACGCCCCAAUGAAAUGCAAGAGGCGGGAAAACGGCAAGGUUAUAGAACAGAAUGCCUUCACGAAUUCGUGUUUAGCCAAGGCCGAAGGAUGGGACGUGGCCAAAGAAUGUAAAGUCCUCACCAAGUGUGCUUUGAAAAAAAAGAAAGAAUUCUCGUGCAAUGGCAAAACGUUUUACAACCGAUGCAUUGCCAAGAGAUCCGGUCAGUGCGACAUUGCUCUAUGAUGAAUACAUCAAUCACAUCACAACGUAGUAUGAUGCAAUCAACGAUCGCGUGGAUUAGAUCGCCAAUUUGACGGGAUGCAAUUUCUCCACCGGGGCGGAGAAGCAAAUAAGCCGCUACGCAUAGU